GCGGAGAUACAGAGAGAGAGAGAGAGAGAGAGAGAGAGAGAGAGAGAGAGAGCGAGAGAGAGGGAGCGAGAGAGAGAGGGGGGGGGGAGUGAGAGAGAAGAGGGUGAGUUAGAGAGAGAGGAGCCAUUUUAUUUCAGAGGAGUCGUGGUAAUCAGAAGUGCUCUGAGCGUCGCCGAGGGCCAUUCCGCCUGCUGAGAACGGAGCUGAGCUGGAACUGAAAACCAACCGACCCAACGCCCUCGAACUCUGCUGAGGCUGAGCGCUGCGCACCAGAACCCACUCAGCCAGCUCCUUUACACCCGAACCUUGAGGAGCUGAGGCCCCAGAGCCGACUCCUACCCCCCCCGCCCCCGCCCGCCCCCUACCCGGGAGAGCAGGGAUACUUUCCGCCAUCUUCUGUACCGAACUCUGUCCUCAAACACGAUCGCUCUCCUUUUGGAUGCAAACCGUCGGAGGAUAGAGCAGCUGGGCCCCGGUCGGUGUGAACCUAUCUGAGGACAUAGGGGGCUGUGAGGAGAGGCGAGCGCAAGAUGAGUUUUGAGAGAAUGCCCCCCAGGUCGGAGGUGUUGGGAUGGAGCCCCCCCCGCCUCGCCGACUUCCUCCGAAAGAUGAACCUUUCAGGGAGUGAUAAAGUAGUGGUCAAGUCCUCAAUGAAUGGAGCCAGGUUUCUGAACAUGACUGAAAACGAUGUAUUAAAGUUCCCAAAGCUACAUGCUCCGUUGAUAUCAAAGAUCUGCAGUGAGAUAAAUAAGAAAGACGGCGGUCGAGGACUGUUCAACAGAAAAACCACAACCCCUAAAUUCCAGGAACCAGGUAGCGACGAUGACUACGAGGACCCCGACCGGGACCUGGAGGACGAGGAGGGCAGCGGCGGGGACUACGAGUCGCCCACCGAGGACCAGGAGGACAACGACUACGAGCCCAACCCCUCGGAGGGACCCGAGGACUUCUCCCAGGUGGUGCGGGCCUCCAAGCCCGUGGACGAAGGGGAAUACAUAGAUAAUAUAAAUAACCAUGCAGCAUCCAGAGGUCCUCCCCCUAGCCCGAGCCCCCGACCCUUCACCCCCCCCACCCAUCUGGCUCCCUCAAAUCAGGUGUCUUCCCUUGAAAGACGGGAAAAAUCCCCAGGAAGAGCGAUGGGUCCCGCGGCUUCGCGCCCGCCGAUGGUGGAGCGGAGUAAGAAACCCACGCGGGAGAGAGGAGAAAGCCUCUCCCCUGUUCCGGGUGAGUGGUUCCAUCCUCCCUCUGGUCUCCCAUCUCCUCCUCCUGUGUGCGAAUGCAUGUGGGAAGGUUCUUUAUUUUUUUGGUUUGUUGAUUGUAUGCUUUUUUUUUUGUUCCUUCUUUUUUUCAUUCAAUCAUUCGUUUAUUCUUUGCUCCUUUAUGAGGGUCCAAAAUGGUCUCAUACAGAGGCAGAGACAAUCAACCAAGCUUAUCUGUUGAUCCGUCACACUGAGAGCUUCUUUAAAGUCUUCGCCUCCAGUACGAUAACGGUUUGCUCUGUUCCCAUAUUAGUGCCGGCUUCGAGGAACAACACCUUCCCGCUCCAGACAAAGGGAAUACCCCCUCGGCCGGGCAUCCCAGGCCUCCCCACGCGCCUCACAGACAGCCUCCCCCAUGGCGUUCCAGCGAGCCUUCCACAAUCCUUCCAGCAUCCCAGCACAAAGAGCAUAACCGUUAGCCGGAGCGCUUCCAGUGUGGGACGGAGCCCGCAUCCCACCCCCCCUCGACCAGGCUCGUUGGUGGUCUUGCCACACAGCCACGCUUCGCAGCAUAACCAGGACCUGGAUCCUUCUUGGUAUGUCGGUAAAAUACCACGAACUGAUGCAGACUAUUGUCUUAGGAAAGAACAUAAGGAUGGCUCCUAUCUGGUGAGGGACAGCACCCACCAGAAGCCCCAGCAGCCUUUCACCCUGAUGGUCCUCUACCAGGACAAGGUGUACAACAUCCAGAUCCGCAUGCAGGACCAGCUGUACCUACUGGGCACAGGGAUCAAGGUCCAUGAGGGCUUCUCUACGGUCCGGGCGAUGAUCAGUCACUACUCUAAGUGCCCCUGCUCCUGAUUGACGCCAAAACCCGCGACACGACCCAGCAGAAGCAGUGCUUCCUGUCCUACCCAGCUGGGCACAAACGAAACUGACCAAUCAGACUCCAUCUCACCUGGUCAUGUGACCCGCUAACAGAAAGUUAUUCGACAGUUAAAACGAGAAAAAACAAAUCAAUGUUAUUAAUAGUUCUUAGAUAGGUAAGAAAUUAGUUAAGACAGUCCUGUUAAGACAUAAACUAAGCAUAUGUUAAAUGACUCAGUGCUGGGGUUUAGGUUUGUAAUAUUCCUCCAAGUAGUGCAUUAUCUUGCACACGGGUUGUUACCUCCGCCCCCAGCCAAUGAACAUCAUGCUAUCGGGGUGCGAAGGAGAGCACUUCAGUGUUUCAGUAAGUCAGUAUUUAAUCAGUUCAAGUCAGAAUUUGUAAGAUCUCCUUUCAUGAUUUACCGAGACGGAAAACGGACAACCAAGCAAGUUCCGAGCUUUAAAAUCCUUUAAUAACGGUAACAAACAACCCUAGCUGUAAACUAUUAGAGUCUUCACACUGGGGCGAAACCUCUCUUAAGUCCUUAAGUCGUUUUUUGGAGUAUCUGUACUUUACUUGUUGUCUACUUUACCUUUUACUUCACUACAUAAGAAAAGGUCGGCCUACGUUGGCUCAUAUACAUUUGCUCCAACAAAUUCAUAGCUACUCGCUGCAAAAUCAAAAGGUGUAUUUCUGUCUGAUCGUGCUAAUGGAUUGACCUUAGGGUGCUUUUCCAUUUCCUACAACAUAAAUAAUCGGACUCUUUCCACCGGUGAAAUUCUUCUUGAAAGAUUAUGUAAAUAGUUUUGAUGCGACCAUUUUAUCCAUGUUUUUUCGCUUUUUUGUAUUACUUUAUUGAUAUACCCUUUACGUGUCGCAUAUGCGUGUGGAUAUCGGCUGAUCUAUAAUAAUAGAAGAUAGCAAUAGAAAUUCACAACUGGAUGACUGUUAUCAGACCCCUGUGGCCACAAUUACCAAAGAUUUAUACUUUUAUACCUAAAUACAGUCUGCCUAUAACCCAGAUAAAUACUUUUCGUACUUAAGUACAUUAUUUAUGAGUUACUUUAUGACUUUUAAUCAAUGAUUUCCUUACAGAUGUUUUAAUUUAUGCAUUAAUAUGUCAAAUGUCUUACCAUAUUUUUAUAAUUAUCUUAGUAUUAUAGUAACACAUUUUACCAUUCGAUUUCCCUAAUAUAUGUUGUUCUGUUGUUGAGACCCUUCCAACCCAACAUCGCUCACUCAGGUCAAAGUAGCACGACUUAAUGAUUCCUCUUACCCAAACUCCUGGUGGGAGCUUCAACAAGUACCUUGAUGCAUGUUUUCACUUUUCUGGCUACUUAGUUCAAAUAUGCCUGGGUCAUUUGCGAACAAGUCUUUCCUUCUUGAAUACACUUAAUAAACGGUACCUGAUAGGAUU
Messenger RNA from Gadus macrocephalus (Pacific cod), 3484 nucleotides. RefSeq names its product lymphocyte cytosolic protein 2-like. Lineage: Eukaryota; Metazoa; Chordata; Actinopteri; Gadiformes; Gadidae. The transcript is spliced from 17 exons. Gene Ontology annotation, biological process: cell surface receptor protein tyrosine kinase signaling pathway; intracellular signal transduction. Bases 531 to 2060 code for a protein of 509 amino acids. The record is from RefSeq and is a predicted model, not a curated record.